Magallana angulata is the source of this 1501-nucleotide messenger RNA. RefSeq lists its product as uncharacterized. NCBI's taxonomy places the organism in Eukaryota, Metazoa, Mollusca, Bivalvia, Ostreida, Ostreidae. The transcript has 3 exons. The record is from RefSeq and is a predicted model, not a curated record. Bases 491 to 1414 code for a protein of 307 amino acids.
GCAACAUGACAUGUUAAAACAACUUUAAUCUCGGAUUUACAUCAACGCGCUAUUAUGUGUUUACCUUUAUACAGUUUAUGUUUAUUUGUACUUUAUCUGGAGGUUUGAUCCAGGAGAUUCAAACAAAAUCUGUGUAAUGAAUAGAGCGGCAUCUAUCUGACUGGAAUAAAACAAAACUACGAACUAUAAAUCGUCAGUGUAUUGUUCCCUGUAGUGAGUGCAGCCAUUAGAACCAUAAGGGCUCAAUGGAACCGGGGAAGUCAGACCCAAUUUAAAUGCACACAAUAUUGCAAUCAAACGAAACCCGAUAUAAGAAUUUAAAUCGCUGGGUAUAAAUACUUAUCUCGGUCCCAAAGGAGGUGAAAUUUACCACCAUUUGUCGAUAUUCUACAACAAGGUUGAACUAUGUAAACAUAUCGACAUUUUACCGAGAAACCCACGAGAGAAAAAAACGGUGAGCAAACAGCGACCUGAUAGACAAGGUAGAGCCAUGAACUGUAGCGUCCCGGCCUGUGCUGCCAUUGACAUUCUCCCAUUCACCACCUUCCCAUCUUACGAUGGCUUCAGCGCCAAGUUAGCCGACGAACAGACAUGUCUCUUUACCCACGUGAUCAGUGUGGGUAACAAGUUACUGGUCGUGGACAACGAAAACAAGAGACUUAAGAGAUUCAGGAUCCGCUCCCGGGCCUGUGUGGAUCACCUUCUCCUGGACGAUCCAUGUGGAGGAUCCCUGCUUCCGCUCUCUAGUCACGUGGUCAUAACAGAACCAGAGGUCAACACGCUGUCUUUCAUUAGCUUGGAAGGAACCUUGACCCUGAGUUCAAGGAGAAAGACAGAGAAGAAGUACCAGCCUAUUUGUUGUGUGGAUGAGGAGCGACUCGUGGCAGGAUGCUGCGAGUUAGGGGAUAGUUCAGUGGACGUGCUUAAUUACAUGGGGGUAGUGCUAAUUACCGUGAGUACCUGUCAGAAUAAUUCUGUAACGUUUCGAACACCCGCCAGUCUGACCUAUAUACCGGGAGAGUGUAUCUUAGUGUCCGACUCUGGGCUCUGUAAAGUGGUGGGUAUAGGUCUGUCGGGCCAACUAAAGUUUGUCUUUGAUCCUAAGUGCACGCCGAGUGGAGUAUGUGUAGACAGAGGCCGCAAUGUGUAUCUGUGUGGGUACGAUAAGAAAUCAAUUCAAUGUCUCAAGUACGAGAACAAUAAACUACACCAAACGUGUUCAGACUUCAUCAUAAAGUGCCCGUUAUCAGUGACCACUGCCAGAAACUACCUAUAUGUGACGGAGGAGAUGCCCAACGACAGAAUAACCAUACUGCAGACAACGAAUGAGGACUGGGAUAUAGAGGAGAAACCUGUCAAUAUAUCGAACAUUCACGUGACAGUUCUAAAGGAUGAGGAAGCGGCCGAAUCCUAAAACCUAUUCACACGUGCCAAACAAAGUCAAGGAAAUAAGCCAAAGAUUUUAUAGCAGCAAUGAUGUAUAAAUCAAAGAAAGAAACAA